AUGAACUACACACAAGAAUAUGAAAGAGGCGAGCGUCGCCUGCGCCAUGAGAUGCGCGAAAAGGCGCCCAUGCGCGACACAUUCUUUGGCAUCAAAGCCGAGCCGCAAAGGCCAACGUCGGUAGCGACCGAGUUCAUGGACAUGGAAUGGGACGACGACGUGCUCAGCGAGUUUGAAGACAACUCUCCUCGGAUCAGUGUCAACUCUUCUGGCGGCCAGCCAAGUAUCACAACACUCUCAUCCUACGAUGAGGUGCAGACGCCAAGAUCGAGUCAAGGGCGGAUGAUGUAUGCGACAGAGAUGAUGGAGUCACCAAACAAGAACAUUGAGGGUCCUUCCGGCCCGCACCUGUUCCGUGCUUCCACCGCCAGCUACUUUGACGAGGCCAUCCUGACGCUGUCCCCGGUGACACCCAAGACGGCGCGACCUUUCGAUGAGCCAUUCCGACACAUCAGACCGCAGCAGCCGCCGAUGCCCCCAUCCAGACACCAGAGCGGUCCCUUUCAGUUCACGUACGAAGAGUUUGAGUCGAGGGAGCUCGUCUCAUGGACGCCAGAGAUGGUUGCGCAGUCGAUGCUCAAUGCUGGCAUUGAGCUCUCGGUCGCCGGCCGCUUCGUGGAGAACGAUAUCAACGGGCCCAUCCUAAUUACGUUGAAGUUUGAGGAUCUCAAGGAAUUGGACAUUCCGUCAUUCGGCAUGAGGACGCGCGUUUGGAACCAGAUUCAGGUCUUGCGCGACAGCAGACCUAGCUCGCCACGCGCCCCGACGCCGAUCCAAGACGAGCCGAGCCGAGAAGUCAAAAAAGAGACUCGCGAGGUCCGGGCGGCGGAAAGGCAGCAGACGGACGACUGCGGGAUGAAGAGGAGCAAGAGCAGCAGAAGGCGGCCCAAGAAGCCGUCGCACGACGAUAUCAUCACGCCCAUGGAAUCCGUGUCCAUCGUCGGCAUCGAGCAGGUCGUCCCCAAACCGCACCAGUGCCCCAAGGGUGAGAACUGCUCAAAGUGGAGGAAGCAGCAGCGCCUCAUCGAGGCCUUCAAGAAGGAGCACCCCUUUGUCGACCUCGACACGGAACAGGUCGUCAUCACCGGAAACCCAGGCAAUCCGCACACUGCCAGGGCCCUCGAUCCUACGCAAAUCCUCAGGCCUGUCUCGGACGCCGUCCCGUCCGUGGUGGCUUCCUCUGACGUGCUGGGCCCCGGCAACGCCACGCCUCUGCAGUAUCUGCAAGAGGCUGCCCUCCGCAACGUCAUCUCGAGGGACCCCCAGGACAAUGUGCGCCAGUUCCUCGACUUCCAGAAGCACGAGGAUACCACGGUGCCGCCGACACCCCCCUUCGAGAUGGGCUUCCCUGCCAUGAAGGCCCAGCCUGAACGCCUCCGUCACCUGCCGAAGCUCUCCAUCCCGGGUAAGCAGGCUCCUCGCGCCAGCCCUCUCCGCGCCUCGACAGUCCCUCCUCCGUCAGCCCACCCGGAGCCGCUCUCGACACCCCCGUACCACCACCAGCAGCAGCCGCAAGGCUUCGUCCCCUACCACAUGGACCGGGCCGAGGCCAUGUCUCCGGACCUGCAGAGCCCCAUCAACAACCCCUACCGCUUCGGGACUCCCUUCUCCGAGAUGGAUGUUCCCGUCACUGCCGUGCCCAUGGACCGCAUCGCCCGCGACGUGUCCCAGUCUGUUCCUCCUGAGAUGAACUACCGUCCCGGCGUCUCCAAGCAGCAGCAGCCGCCCCUUUCCCGCACCCAAUCCCGCUCCUCUGCCCGCCGCCCGUCGUUCCCCGUCCUUCCCGCCUUGAACGAAAACACCGCGACCCCCAUCGCCCGCACAUCACCCAGACACACUUCCCCGCGCACAUCCGUCCGCCCUCAACCCCUCCAGCAACAGCAGCCUCUCCAAGCCCCUCCCCGUGUGAACUACCCCUGGUCCCCCAUCGAGCGCACAACCCCCUUUGAGCAAGCUAUCCCGCCCAUUACCCACCUCGCGCCCUCCCUCCCCGUCAAACAAGCCGCCUCCGCCGCUCAGCAGGACGGCGUGACCUUCCAGGGCCCCAUGAAGAAGCGCAAGACAAAGAUGCUCCGCCACGAGUGGAACGACACCUUCUGCACCCUCAAGGGCACUCGUCUCGCCGUCCACAAGGACGCAAAGACGGUCGACCGCACGCUCGAGUACGUCGACGUCGACGACUACGCCAUCGCGUGCUCCAGCCUCGCGUCGCAGAGCAAGCUCUCCGCCGCCUUCAAGGCCGUCCACUUCAGCUCCUCGUCGUCACACAGCCGCGAGAAGAGCGACCCCGUUGCGGCGUUUAGCUUCCAGCUCAUCCCGCAGGACAAGGACAAGGAGUCCGCGGGCGCCAAGCUGCGGAAGCGCGGGAGCGCGCUGCACGGCUUCGGGCACGGGCACUCCUCGAGCUCCGGGUCGAUCCCCGCCGAGGGCGCCAACGGCACGGGCAAGACACAUCAUUUUGCCGUCAAGAGCCGCGAUGACCGUAUCGAUUGGAUGCGGGAGUUGAUGCUCGCCAAGGCGCUGAAGCAGAAGGGUGAUGGGUUCGAAGUCAGUGUUAACGGCAACAUGAUCUAG
Colletotrichum costaricense is the source of this 2574-nucleotide messenger RNA. RefSeq names its product PH domain-containing protein. NCBI's taxonomy places the organism in Eukaryota, Fungi, Ascomycota, Sordariomycetes, Glomerellales, Glomerellaceae. Bases 1 to 2574 code for a protein of 857 amino acids. The record is from RefSeq and is a predicted model, not a curated record. Gene Ontology annotation, molecular function: protein binding. The transcript is spliced from 3 exons.